AUGCACAUGGCCCCAGAUGUGGUCGCUCCAGGUGACACACCCCAGCUCAGCGUGCGAGAGUCCUUCAUCCACCCACCGAUCCAUCCAUCCACCCACCCAUCAAUCCAUCCAUCUCUUCAUCCAUCCACCCAUUCAGCCCUUCAUCCACCCACCUAUCUAUCCACCCAUCAAUCCACCCAUCCCUUCAUCCAGCCACCCACCCACAUGUCCGUCCCCUGGCAGAGCCCUUCAUCCACCACUCAUCCAUCCAUCCAUCCAUCCCUUCAUCCAUCCACCUAUCUAUCCACCCAUCAAUCCACCCAUCCCCUGGCAGAGUCCUUCAUCCACCCACCGAUCCAUCCAUCCACUCACCCACCCGUCCAUCCAUCAUCCAUCCCUUCAUCCACCCACCCACCCGUCCAUCCAUCCAUCCCUUCACCUUCAUCCACCCACUGAUCCAUCCAUCCAUCUCUUCAUCCAUCCACCCAUUCAGCUCUUCAUCCACCCACCUAUCUAUCCACCCAUCCAUCCAUCCCUUCGUCCAACCACCCACCCACAUGUCCGUCCCCUGGCAGAGCCCUUCAUUCAACCACUGAUCCAUCCAUCCACCCACCAGUCCAUCAAUCCAUCCAUCCUCCCCUUCAUCCACCCACCCAUCCCUUCAUCCAGCCAGCCACCCACCCAUCUGUCCCCAGGCAGAGUCCUUCGUCCACCCACCCAUCUGUUCACCCAUCCAUCCAUCCCUUCGUCCAACCACCCACCCACAUGUCCGUCCCCUGGCAGAGCCCUUCAUCCACCCACUGA
This is a messenger RNA of Gopherus evgoodei (Goodes thornscrub tortoise), 783 nucleotides long. It is a transcript of the gene SPEM3, whose product is annotated as SPEM family member 3. The record is from RefSeq and is a predicted model, not a curated record. NCBI's taxonomy places the organism in Eukaryota, Metazoa, Chordata, Testudines, Testudinidae.